AAUCAGCAUCUUCAUUGGUGACCCACCUAAUGCAGAUGACUUCACUUAAAUAGCCUAUCUCAGCUGUAAAAUUCAAUGAGAGAAACACUUUCCUUUAAGCUUCCAUGAAGCUCAGUUGCUGCUUGUGGAUUCUGAUUCUUGGAACUCACGUUCUUGCAUUAGAAAAUGUGGCCUCCAACCUGACAACUACACCUGGAUCAAAGACCCUGCCUCUCAACGCAUCUCUUCUUUUCAUCUUACAAGCCUUGGCAAAAUCAGUCAUACCUCAGGAUAUCAUAGUCAAGGAGGGGAACUGUGCUUUCAUUGAAUGUAAGCUGAAUAUUAGUCAGUUUGAUUCCAUCCACUGGUACAACUCAAAAGGAUAUCUGCUGAAACAAGAUGGAGGAGAUGGAAGAUGGUUGAUCUCGGACGGUGUCCUUAAUAUCACAAGUGUAAGCUUUGGUGACCGAGGGCGAUACACUUGUGUCGCCAUUCAUGAAAAUGGGACUUCAUAUUAUUCAGUCACCCUUAGGGUAGUUUCCACAUCUGGGGAUAUGGGCAUCUACUACAUGAUCGUCUGCCUGGUUGCCUUUACUAUCACCCUUAUCUUAAAUAUAACACGUCUGUGCAUGAUGAGCAGCCACCUCCGCAAGACCGAGAAGGCCAUCAAUGAAUUCUUCAGGACAGAAGGGGCUGAGAAACUGCAGAAGGCCUUCGAAAUUGCCAAACGCAUUCCUAUCAUUACAUCUGCCAAAACUCUAGAGCUGGCCAAAGUUACCCAGUUUAAGACGAUGGAAUUUGCUCGGUACAUUGAAGAGCUUGCCAGAAGUAUACCUCUUCCCCCAUUAAUCCUUAACUGUAGGGCCUUUAUGGAAGAAAUCUUUGAGGCAGUGCGAGUUGAUGACCCUGACGAAGUAGGAGAUGUGGUCAAACAGACCCAAGCCCUUAGUGCCCAAGAAGGGAUCUAUCCCUUAAACCCAGAAAUAAAGCGCAGCAAUUCACCAGCAGGUGAUUCAGAUGAUGGUUCUGUAAAUGAUCAUGGCAAAGAAAUAGCUGUUGAGGUGUCUGUCCAUCUUCAGUCAGAAACACAAAGCAUUGACACUGUUUCUCGUGACAGUGUCCCCUCUAUACCUUCUGAAGAUGAUGCAUGUGCUUAAUCUAAGUAGAACAGCAAAGGCAGGUGUGUGAAAUCCACAUCUGAUUGCUUAAAAGGUUUGAGGAAAAAGGGAAAUCAAAAAGUAGCCACAGUCACAAAUGCACAAAAUUGUUAUUUUUAAGCUUCCUUGGGGACUGUAAUGUGCCAA
Euleptes europaea (tarantolino) is the source of this 1283-nucleotide messenger RNA. It is a transcript of the gene MFAP3, whose product is annotated as microfibril associated protein 3. Lineage: Eukaryota; Metazoa; Chordata; Lepidosauria; Squamata; Sphaerodactylidae. The transcript is spliced from 2 exons. The coding region runs from base 105 to 1136 and encodes 343 amino acids. The record is from RefSeq and is a predicted model, not a curated record.